AUGAGUGUCAAGCAGAGCCAUAGAUCGUCAUCUGGAUCCUUGAGAGGAUUAGGAGGUGCCAGCUCUGGUGUUACCCGUGUCACUCAUGUGCGUUCUGGUGGGUCUUACAGAUCACCAAGUAUCCACGGUGGUUUUGGAGGCAGAAGCAUAAACACCUCUUAUGGCUAUGGAGGCUUUGGGAAUGCAUCUGCUGGAAGCUUUGGUUUAGGUUAUGGCGGCGGCAGUACCAUUAGUAUUAGUUCUGGGUUAGGUUAUGGAGGUGGCCACGGUGGAGGCUUUGGAUCUGGAUUAGGUUAUGGAGCUGGUGGUGCCUACUCAGGAGUCGUAGCUGAUGGAGCGUUCAAUAUCAGCGAGAAGGAAACCAUGCAACUGCUCAAUGAUCGAUUGGCAUGCUAUUUGGACAAAGUACGUUCCUUGGAGCAGGAGAAUGCCCAGCUAGAGAGGAAAAUCCGAGAGUGGUAUGAAAAACAGGUUCCAUACACCUCUCCUGACUUCAACCCCUACUUCAGGACCAUUGAGGAACUUCAGAAUAAGAUCUUGCAUGCAAGAACAGGAAAUGCCACCAUUUUGCUGCAGAUUGAUAAUGCCAAGCUGGCAGCGGAUGAUUUCAGAACCAAAUAUGAAAACGAGGCUGCUCUCCGCAUGGGGGUUGAGGCCGAUACCAACGGACUUCGCCGUGUCCUGGAUGACCUCAAUCUUACCAAGGGUGACCUCGAAAUGCAGUGGCAGACUCUGAACGAAGAGUUGAUGUACCUGAAGAAGGAGCAUGAUGAGGAAGUGGCCAGCCUGCGCGCUCAGCUUGGAGCCCGUGUCAACGUGGAGAUGAAUGCUGCUCCUGCUGUGGAUCUCAAUAAGGUCUUGUCUGAGAUAAGAGACCAAUAUGAACACCUCGUAGAGAAAAACAGGACAGAGGCAGAGCAUUGGUUUAUAACUAAGAGUGAAGAACUCAAUCGAGAGGUGACCAGCAGUUCUCAACAGCUACAGACGGUCCACACAGAAAUCAUUGAAUUGAGACACACCUUUCAGAACCUGGAGAUUGAUCUGCAAACCCAAAAUAGCAUGAAAGCAGCUCUGGAAAACACGUUGGCGGAGACAGAAGGCCGUUAUUGUGCCCAGCUGGCCCAAAUCCAGGGGCUCAUUGAGAAUGUGGAGUGUCAGCUGGCAGAGCUUAGGUCUGAUCUAGAACGUCAAAACUAUGAAUACAAAGUCCUCAUGGACGUGAAAACCCGUCUGGAGAUGGAGAUAGCGACGUAUAGGCGCCUUCUGGAUGGAGAGGACAUUCAGUAA
Spea bombifrons (plains spadefoot toad) is the source of this 1287-nucleotide messenger RNA. Its product is annotated as keratin, type I cytoskeletal 14-like. The record is from RefSeq and is a predicted model, not a curated record. The coding region runs from base 1 to 1287 and encodes 428 amino acids. NCBI's taxonomy places the organism in Eukaryota, Metazoa, Chordata, Amphibia, Anura, Pelobatidae. Gene Ontology annotation, molecular function: structural molecule activity. The transcript has 6 exons.